UACUGAAAAAAUUAGGUCUAAGUUUGAAUAUUUUUGAAGCCUCAAUUCUCACGCGGGGUGUGAUGUGGUGUGGUGUCAGUCGUCAUCUUCUUCCAACGCGUCUUCCCCGCGACUUUCUCUGUGACCUUUCCCCUGUUUACCCACUAUCACAGCCCCUCUCUCUCUCCAUCUAUAUUUCUCUGUCUCACUAUCUACCCCUUCAAGUUCCAAAAAAAUACCUAGUAUUUACACACAUCAUAUGCGACCAACAUCCAUUCUCACAGAGUUCAAUAUACAGAUAAAUAUAUAUAUAUAGAUAGAGAAUCUAGAGAGAGAAUAAAAGAUGUUACGAUCAUGUUGCAGGCCGAUUGAGAGAUGUUUCGGGCGAAGGAGUGGUGACGGACUGCUAUGGCACACGGACUUGAAGCCUCACGCCUCCGGCCAGUUCUCGAUCGCCGUCGUUCAGGCCAAUUCCACUCUGGAAGAUCAAAGCCAAGUCUUGGCGUUACCGUCCGCUACCUACGUCGGCGUCUACGACGGUCACGGUGGUCCCGAAACUUCUCGCUUCGUCAAUAGACAUCUCUUCCCUCACCUCCAUAAAUUCGUUACCGAGCAAGGGGGAUUAUCAGAAGAUGUAAUAAAGAAAGCAUUUCAUGCGACGGAGGAGGAAUUUAUGCAUUUGGUGAAGCGAUCGUUGCCACUUCGGCCACAAAUUGCUUCAGUUGGAUCGUGUUGUCUAGUUGGUACAAUAUCGAAUGAUGUACUGCAUGUGGCGAAUCUCGGAGACUCGAGGGCGGUUCUUGGACGGAGAAUUUCAGAGGACCCGAAGAGUAAGGUGGUGGCAGAACGGUUGUCGAACGAUCACAAUGUGUCGUGCGAGGAGGUGAGGAGGGAGGUUGAGGCACUUCAUCCAGAUGAUUUUCCUAUUGUUGUCUACUGCCGCGGAGUUUGGAGAAUUAAGGGCAUCAUUCAGGUGUCAAGAUCUAUUGGAGAUGCCUACCUGAAGAAACCCGAGUUGAACAGAGACCCGAUAUUCCAGCAAUUUGGAAACCCCGUUCCUAUGAAACGAGCUUUAAUGUCAGCAGAACCGUCAAUCCUUAAACGAAAGCUUAGGCCACAAGACUUAUUUUUGAUAUUUGCUUCAGAUGGUCUCUGGGAACAUUUGAGCGACGAAGAAGCUGUAGAGAUUGUAUUUAAGAACCCAAGAGCUGGAAUAGCUAAGAGGUUGAUCGGAGCUGCUCUAAAUGAGGCAGCCAAGAAGAGGGAGAUGAGAUACAGUGACAUAAAGAAAAUUGAAAAGGGUAUUAGGCGUCAUUUUCAUGAUGAUAUCACUGUGAUUGUGUUAUAUCUUGAUCACCACCACGGCUCCGCUAAUGGUAGAUUCAAGCAUAAUACUAUUAGCUGCACUACUGCACCGGUUGACAUCUUCUCCUCAAAUUCAGGUGGUGCUGUGGAGGAUCUACAUCACAUCGUUCAAUGAAUUAUAUAUAUAUAUAAAACUUAACUGUGGCACACUGACAGAUUUACAGAGUAGAGGUUAUAUAUAUGUGAUAGAAGUAGAUAUAUAUAUAUUUAUUUUGCUGAAUAGAGUGGAUUUUUUUAGAAAGAUACAGGAAAUAUCAAGAUGAUUACUGAAGAUGGUGAUUAGUGGAUGAGUAGGGGUUUGCAGCUAAAUUUCUAACUGCACAUUACUUGGUUAUUGGUUAUUGAUUUUGACUAA
Cornus florida is the source of this 1699-nucleotide messenger RNA. RefSeq names its product probable protein phosphatase 2C 63. Bases 323 to 1459 code for a protein of 378 amino acids. Gene Ontology annotation, molecular function: cation binding; protein serine/threonine phosphatase activity. The record is from RefSeq and is a predicted model, not a curated record. Lineage: Eukaryota; Viridiplantae; Streptophyta; Magnoliopsida; Cornales; Cornaceae. Gene Ontology annotation, biological process: protein dephosphorylation. The transcript has 4 exons.